Messenger RNA from Adineta ricciae, 3003 nucleotides. The record is from the annotation of a GenBank genome assembly. NCBI's taxonomy places the organism in Eukaryota, Metazoa, Rotifera, Eurotatoria, Adinetida, Adinetidae.
AUGUCUGCAUCUACUGAUAGCCGUAAUCAAUCUGCUUGUGCGUUAGAACUUGCUACCAGUCAUGCUCGUCGUUGUUUGUUAAAUAAACACAACGAGAGUAUGAUGCAUAAAGUCAAAGACGUCGUGACGAAGUUUCUCAAUCCAUCGUUUUUAUUUUCGCCGAAUAACGAGACAGAUAGCGCGAAACGAAAACGAUCCGAUUCGCCAAAAAAUGAAGUUGCCAAUGAACAAGAAAUCGAUCGGACUCCUCGACAUGAUCAUACGAAUGAACGUCGGAUCGAUAGCCAUAGCGAUGAAUCGCAAUUGACCGAUGACGAAGACAAUAAUAAUCGAGAUGUACCAUCAACGGAACAACAAACAAAACGACGUCGUACAUCUAAUUAUCAACAUGUUACAACAACAACAACUAGUCAUCAUCAUGGUAAUGAACGAACGUCACCAGGAACAAGUUCUACAGAGAGUGUCAUAUCUUCGACACAUACAACCCCAAUUCUUUGUCGAACAUCUAUCGAACAGGAUUAUUCUGAAGUCGUUCAUCGUGUUCGGCAUCAUUACAAUCAUCCUUCUAGUUAUCGAAGAACAACUUCCAAUUACGAUCCGUCAAAAUCGCCACUUUUCUCUGCUGGAAAUCGCGCAAUGACAACUUCACAGUCGAAUGAAACGGCAGCAAACCAUCUACUAGCAACUAGUCUUACGAAUCGCUCGUCACCAUUUGUAUCAGCAAAUAGUCAAUCGUCUCAUACAUUAACAAAUCCAGUAUUAAAACAACGACAAAUGUAUGGUUCUGGUUAUUCAGCAAUUAACCCACGUCGUCUAUCAUAUAUUGAAAGGCUUCGUCGACGAACUUUACAAGAUUGUGUACGAUUUGAUCGUGCACUGGCUGAUGAACCAUUAGCGACAACAACUGAAAAACCACAAUCUACAACUACGGAUCCAUCAAUAGGCUCACACAGACUAAAGGUAUUAGAGAAAGAAUGCGGUGUUCAGUGCGAUAUCACAGUUGAAGGACCGAACAAAACGACCGCUCGUACAUUUCCUCCGGAAGACAUUCGCGAUGAAGCACUAUUAAUACCAAAUACGGACAAAAUUCAAACAGAUAGUUCAAUCACAAUUGAAAAGUCUCAACCGCCAAAACCUACGUUUACUAUUACCAAACCGAAAGUGCUUGGUAAUAUCACACCUUUUUCAUGGCCAAAAUUUGCUCGUGCUCAAGACGAAUAUGCCAAAAAAUAUCCAGAUAAGUGUCGCCAUGAUGCAGUCGUUCCUUCUAUUAUUGGUAAAUCGAAUGCGUCCAUAUCUUCAACAAAUCAAUCACAGACUACUGAUAGUCCAACCACAUCGAAAAAUAUUUUCUCAGUUAAAUCACCUUCGCGCCCUGCUGAAUCUAUUUGGAAAUGCCCAUGCUGUACUAAGGAACAUCCCGCACAAACAGCAUCCUGUUCAUUGUGUCAUGGAAUUAAUCCAAACUAUAAGAAACCAAGUGCGAAUCAACUAAGUGUAUCAGUUGGGAAAGAGCAACUAUUAACUACGAUUGCUAGCAGCGCACCUCUUACCGUUACAAAAGAAUCAACUACAUUCACAUUGGCUCCUUCCAUUUCUAGUCAAACGACAACUACGACUAAGGAGAGUGUUGUUCCUACGGCUUCCUCGACUGUUACAACUAAUAGCAUCAGCAUUACUUUCCCAACAUUUGGAACAGUGCAAAAUGCAAGUAUAUUACCCGCAACGACCAAGGAAAAUACGGUCACCACUACCGCUAGUUCAUCGAUUCCGCUUUUCGGUGUAUCACCAAUAAUGUCACAACAGAAAAAUGUCACAACUAGUGCGACGAUACCAACAUUUGGUGUGACGCCAUCGUUUGCAGUGACAAAUUCAACAGCAAGCUCUACACUUACAAAUACUUUUCCUCCGAUUUUUGGUGUGACAACAACCACUAUAACUACGGCUAGUACUGUACCUGCAACUACUGUACCUGCAACUACUGUACCUGCAACUACUGUACCAUCAUUUGGUAUCACAACAACAAAAGAUACUCUUAUCAAUAGUAGUCGUCUAUUUCAAUUCGGUACAUCAUCGUCGCUAUCGUCAUCAGAUAGUUCUAUGAUCACUAGCCCAUCAAGUUCGUUUCCAGUGACUUCGGCAUUCCAACCUUUUGCUUCGACGUCAUCUUCUCACCUCACUACACCCGCGACGACAUCGAGUUCGACCGUAUCCAUCCCUUUUGGAUCGUUUGGUAGCUCAACAUUACCAACGACAACAACAGCGGCAACAUUUACUCCCUUCACACCAAUAGUUACUCCGCUUACUACCACAGCUUUCUCUUCAGGAGCAACAGCAGCAACAACAACAAGUACUUCAACCACUUCGAAUAUAUUUGGUACUUCCCUCGUCUCAUCAUCAUCUACAGCGACAAAUCUAGCACCAUUUCCAGGACUUUCUGCAAUCAAUGCGUUGCCGUCCGCACUAACAGGCACCACGUCAUCGACGCCUGCAUUUGGCAUAGGUAACUUUAGUUUCACAUCGUCAUCGUCAUCGUCCGCUAAUCCUCCGUUCGGAUCUCUUGGAAGCACUGCUGUGAGACCAUUUGCACCGUUGUCGAUUUCAUCGACGAGUACAAAUAAUCCACCUACAUUUGGUUCGAUUGCACCAUUUGGAGCAUCUGCCAUGUCCGCUGAACGACCUGCAAAUCCAAUACCGCAAUUCAGUUUUGGCACGCCGUCAACAAAUUCUUCAAGUUCAUCAUCUGUUGGUGGUUUUGCAUUUGGUGCUCAAUCAUCAGCACCUCCACUGUUUGGUGCUACCAGUCAACCUAUUUUUCCGCCAACUGCAAUCAAUUUUGGCGUUCCUCCUUCAACUUCAACUACCUCCAAUCUAUUCGAUAUGCCGCCGUCAUUAUCAGGCUCGAUAGAUAGCGCUCCUACUCUAUUCACUAUUGGAAGUGGCAGCUCAACGUCAAAUUCACCUCGUCGAGUGCUUCGAGCCCGACGUACAGACCGAUCUUGA